Messenger RNA from Thunnus maccoyii (southern bluefin tuna), 1648 nucleotides. Its product is annotated as testis-expressed protein 26-like. The record is from RefSeq and is a predicted model, not a curated record. Bases 682 to 1551 code for a protein of 289 amino acids. The transcript is spliced from 7 exons. Lineage: Eukaryota; Metazoa; Chordata; Actinopteri; Scombriformes; Scombridae. Gene Ontology annotation, cellular component: cytoplasm.
GAGUGUGAAUCCGAUAAGACAAUAAGAGACAAUUAGAAAAUAUGACAUUAAAUAUUUAUAACAUAUAUAAAUAAAUAUCUAUAUUUUCAGAAUAGUAACAUGUAGUAACAGUAAAAUGUAAAACAUCGACUUUCCCCGAAAUAAAGGAGCUAAUGGGUGCAAGAAUCUGAACUAAUUUACACACAAUCUGUCAUUUUAUAAGAUGAUUUCAUGUUUUGUCAGUCUUAAUCUGCCAAGUAUUAAGUAUUCAUAUAGUAGCAGAGGAGUAAAAAGCACAAUAUUUCUUUCUCAAAUUUCAUGGAGUUGAGGAUAAACUAGAAUAAAAUUAAAUUACACAUGUAAAGUACCUCAAAAGUACAAUACUUGAGUAAAUGUAAUCAGUUACUUCCCAUUAAUUUUUAAUGCAACAUCCCCCCUGCUGAGCAGCUCACAGCCAUUCAAAUGUUGUAGGUCUCCAUAACCACAGCACCUAGAGACAUGCUGAGAUCAGCUCUGUCUGCAUGUAGAUAUAUCUCUAUUUGUUAUACAUAGUGGCUCAGACUCAGGCAUAGCCUCUACAUUUACCAGUGACCCAUUUCAGCAAGAAAUCCAUGAAGUGAAAUUUCAUCUGGAAUGCAAAUGAAAAGGUGUACAUUACACCAGAAACAACCGUAACACAAGGUACCAAAACAGUGGUCACCAAUGGCAACCAAAGAGGGGAAACAGUGGUGGGAUCCCUACGAAACAUCUCAUAGAAGAGAAUUCAUUUAUCGACCUAAUUCAGCUGCAGAGAUUCUGCUGUCCCCAAAGUCAACAUCAUUUAUAGACUCCCAUUCACAAUCUGGACCCUUUGGUUCAACUGUGUACAAUAAGGAUUUUUGCUGGAAGCCAACCUGUAGACCUGAAUGCAUUCGCACAGGAACAGCCUCAGGACAGAGGAGAAACAACCCACAUCCAAGUCAGUCUUUCAUGAUGUGGAGGCUGCCUAGGGACACCACACGAAGCUCUGACUCUGGCAGGUUCCCUUGGAAAUGUCCCCCAUCUCAGGGGGAGAUCCGUAAGGCUUUGACAGCACAGUACCGGUCCACCUACAGAUGUGACUUCAUGGGCUUGCCUCAAGCAGAACAAAGAGCCGCACCUCUGCACAGCAAGUGUCAAGUGCUGCUCUCUACUGACACAGAGAUGAAGGACUAUUACCGCCAGCCAAUGCAACGACCUGAACUGCUGGGGAAUCACUCCCACCGUCACCGCAAAAGAGAUUAUAGUGUGGCCUGCCGUGGUAUAGUUCCAGCUGUUGUGCAAAGGCACAUUCACACUCAGCAGAAAGGAUUGGAUUUGACAACCUAUGACAGGUUUUGUGGAAAGAGAAUCACUAAUGUCACAUCUGUGAUAAAGUCACUACCGCCCCAGGAGCUGCAGCAGAUACACACAGUUGUACCCGAGGAAGAAAAGGAGGCUGUAAAAACAGUUUUGAGUAAAGAAGCUCAUCCAAUCAAUGGGGAGAAACUUCCAGCUGUGAUGCUCAAUUCCUGCUCACCAGAGUGGAUAUCAAGUUGGCCAGAACCUCUUUAAACCUAACUGCUUAUAUUUAUCUUUCUUACACAUUUCAUUUGCUAAUUUUUGCUGUGUAACUCUGUUGUGAUAAUUAAACAUCUCUGCCUGAUGAAAA